Darwinula stevensoni is the source of this 1893-nucleotide messenger RNA. Lineage: Eukaryota; Metazoa; Arthropoda; Ostracoda; Podocopida; Darwinulidae. The record is from the annotation of a GenBank genome assembly.
UUACAGGAAAAUAUUUUCACCAGUGCAGGUCUAUUUGAGAAUCUCAGAAUGACAACAAAUGCUCCAACAUCUGCAGACGCAUGUCAGAGCAUUGUGCACAGUCUGAUGUGCCAUCGACAAGGUGGAGAAUCAGAAGGUUUUGCCAAGCGUGCCAUUGAAAGUCUGGUGAAGAAACUCAAAGAGAAGCGGGAGGAAUUAGAUAGCUUAAUAACAGCAAUUACUACUAAUGGAGCACAUCCAAGCAAAUGUGUCACUAUCCAGAGGACACUUGAUGGCAGGUUACAGGUUGCAGGGAGGAAGGGCUUUCCCCAUGUCAUAUAUGCUCGUAUCUGGAGAUGGCCUGACUUGCAUAAGAAUGAGCUCAAGCAUGUGAAAUACUGCCAGUUUGCCUUUGACUUGAAAUGUGACUCAGUGUGUGUCAAUCCUUAUCAUUAUGAACGGGUGGUGUCACCUGGAAUCGAUCUAUCCAGCCUAUCUCUGUACCAGUCCAACGGAGAGAGCAGCAGUGGUCCAAGUGUUAAAACAGAGUAUGGGAGCCCCCCUGGAGUGCCUGUGGGACCAUUUGAUGGAGGGACCCCACAAACCAUUCAGCAUUUCCCUCCUCGGAGUGGAUCUGUGCCUUCCUCCAGCACUGUCUCAGAUCCAUUCACACGGCCUAUUAUGUCUGCAUCUGCACCUGGUCCUAGUGCCAUCAUACAGGGAGGACCACAAGGUUCGCCACCAAUGCAACCAAGCCUUCACUCCCCAAUACCAGAGGUAGCUCCAGUGUCACAGCAAUCCCAGCAGUCAGUAGGCAUGUCACCGUCUGCACCAGUGCAGGUGGCACCUCUGACUCCACAGACUCCUGGCAGCAUGCCCCCAACUCCCAGCGGACCCCCUACCCCCCAACAACCCCAGUCUACCUUCUUUCCUCAGGAACAUCUCCCUCAUGGAGGGAGUGGUAACCUGACACUGAGCUUGAGCAACAGCAGCAGCACUGGGGCAGUAACUUUGCCAACUCAGGCAGUGGCAGUAAAUAGCCAAACAGUUGCAUCGGGAGGUGUGGUUUGCACGAGCCAGGCUGCCCUGUCCAAUGGCUACCAGGGACCCAUUGCCACUGCUGCCAGCUGUCAAGCCCCUGUUGUUUCCUGGCCCAACUCCUCCCAUGCCACUCUCACCUACACCACCAAUGGACCCACACAUGGAGGCUUCUGGGGACCAACCCAAGUUGAAGCUGAAGGUCCAUUGAGCACCCAGCCUCCUCCUGAAUACUGGUGCAGUAUUGCCUACUUUGAACUGGAUCAACAGGUUGGUGAAACAUUCAAGGUUUCAUCCAGCUGUCCUUCUGUCACUGUGGAUGGAUAUGUGGACCCAUCUGGUGGGAGCCGUUUCUGCCUUGGGGCUUUAUCAAAUGUCCAUCGCACAGAGCAGAGUGAAAAGGCCAGAUUGCACAUAGGGAAAGGGGUGCAGCUAGAUUUGCGGGGAGAGGGAGACGUGUGGCUGCGCUGCCUCUCAGACCACAGUGUCUUCGUGCAGAGCUAUUACCUGGACCGAGAGGCUGGCCGUGGUCCUGGCGAUGCAGUGUUUGACUUGAGACAAUGCUACAAGCAAAUGCAACAGCAGGCAGCCACUGCUCAAGCAGCUGCAGCCGCACAGGCAGCAGCCGUUGCCGGCCACAUCCCUGUUUCGUGCCUGGGGCCAGGGCUGAACGCAGCAGCUGGGAUCGGGGUGGAUGAUCUGCGCCGCCUGUGCAUCCUUCGCCUGAGCUUCGUCAAGGGAUGGGGUCCCGACUACCCCCGCCAGAGCAUCAAGGAGACGCCUUGUUGGAUUGAGGUUCAUCUCCAUCGUGCCCUACAGCUCCUCGAUGAGGUCCUUCACACGAUGCCGAUCGAUGGCCCUCGGCCCAUCGAAUGA